AUGUUGCACCUUUUGUCUGCGGCUGUUCAGCCAUUCAAGAGGCUGCCGGAGGCCAUCAAAUACCCGCUGGUGCGCGUGGGAACAGCUACAAUUAGCAUCAUCCUCAAGGCAGCAAAGCCAACCGAUGACGACAAGAAUGUCGAGAAAGUCUCAACUCCAUGUCUUCGACUGCCUUAUAUCAAGACAGUCUCUGGAAGCCUUACUGCCGAAUUAUCGCACUUUCUCCUGUCCGAAGGCCGCCAACCACAAGUCGUCAAGUAUGAUUGCACCGUCAAAGAGGUCCGGCCUCCGAUCAAGGCACUCACAGAAUCGAAGACUCCCCUGGAGCCCACAACACCAAUGACACAUCGACAAGCACCAUGGCAACAACACAGAACGCUGUUCCCUUGUGAAGUCAUUGGAUCAACAAGAAAUAACAGCGCUCAGAGCCAGACCUAUACCGCUGCAGCAGAGCCCAUCAGACAGAACACGACCUCUGCGUUCGGUGUGCCCCCGCCAGCAGUUGUUGCUACUGUGCCAGGUCACCUCCAGCGUGUGGACAUUGAAGAUGACUCGCAAUACGAUUCUCAAUCUGAGACUGGGACGACCGUCCACUACAACAUCGAUGAACAUGGACGAUCGACAUCAUAUGACAGCAUUGAUGUGAACAAUACUUCGACAUCCGUGCACCUCCCUUACGCCUCCAGUCAUCUGCCUCGAGUUCAUCGGACUCGCACUCGCACCGGGGCUGUUCGGGGUAGUGCUCCCAAGGCUCAUCUGGCGACAAGCCAUCGUGGCUUUGAGUCAACCUCCAGUGGAGACACUGACGGUGUCGAAAGAGUCUUCUCCAGUUCCAAUACGGAAUCGACUUCCAGCUCGACUACUCCCUUGGAUGGCAAUCCUUUUGCGUUCCCACAGCCAGAUCCAGAUCUGGAACCGUUCCCCGACUUCUAUCAGUGCCAGCUUGCAGUGAAGGAGCAAGAGGUCGAAGGCCUGCGAGAAGAACUAGACCAAGUCACCGCAGCGGCACAGGCAGUGAUAGCAACUGUGCAGCGAGAGAAAUCCCGUCUCGAACAGGAAACGCACAAUGCUCGACUGGCGCUGCAGACCAUGUCAAUGCAGUUCCAGGAAGUCGACGGCCAAUGCCAAGCUCUGGAGCGGGAGAACAUGGAGCUGAGGCGAUACGUGCAAGCUGUCGACCAGCGCAGACUGGAGAGUGAAGACGCACGCCGGAACAUGGCCAUACACAUCCAGACGUUGGAGAACAUAACCCGAGCUCUCGAGGACGGUAAAACUGCACUGAGAAGUCGAAAUUCGUACCUGGAAGCAAUCAACAACGAACUUCAGGGCCGCGUCAACCUGUCAGGCGCAUCGCAACAGUUGAAUGCGGCCCUGCUCGCUCAGAUGACGGAGGAGAAGAAUGUCGACGUUGCGGAGCUCCGUGGCCAAGUCACAUCGCUCACAGAGCAACUCGACAAGGUCAACGAGGAGAAAUGGGACUACUUCUCCGAGAAGAAUGACGCGGAGGACGAGCGAGACAGUGAGCGUGCCGCGAAGGAGGAAGCUCAACGAGAGCUCCGAGAGGUGCGGGACGAAUUGCGAAGCCUGCAGGGGAAUUGA
Molecule: messenger RNA, 1599 nt
Organism: Exophiala spinifera
Lineage: Eukaryota; Fungi; Ascomycota; Eurotiomycetes; Chaetothyriales; Herpotrichiellaceae
Exons: 2
Coding region: 1-1599 (532 amino acids)
Source: RefSeq, a predicted model, not a curated record